AGGACAGCUAGCAAUGAAGCGAGAGCUUCACCUACCAUAAUACCCCAUUACUCUCUCCCACCCCCACCCUGCCUUUUUAGCCUUGAGUUCCAUUCUGCUAUUUCCUCUUCAAUUCACUUCACUCUUUCUCUCUGUCUCUCUUUCUUUCUUUCUUUUUCUCUCUUUUUUCCAGCUUCAUAUAUUUGUAGCAACGAUAGCUAGUACUAUUAGUGGUACAAAAGAAAGUGAGUGUAAUGGAGGAAUAGUUUAAAGGGUUUUUGUGGGUUUUGGCUGUUUUUUUGUUUGUCUCUUCCUCUUUUCCGGUUUUCUUCUUCUUCUUCUUCUGAAUUCCUUCAACUGGGAUUUUUUUGAAACUUGUGCCAGAGGCGAAUUUCAUUAGACUUCUCCAGUUUCCUGCUGUUGUUACUAAGGAGUAGGGAAGUCGUUUAGGCGGGAGAAUUUUUCGGGGCAUUCCAUUCAGGUAGAAUUCUGAAGGAGUCCAGGAUUUAGAAGAAUGAAUCCAAAUUUUGUGGAUGAGAUAGACUGCGGAAGCUUCUUUGAUCACAUUGAUGACUUGAUUGAAUUCCCUCCUGAGAAUGAGUGUGGUAACGGCCUUGUUGGCUCUGGUGACUGCAAGAAUUUUCCUAGCCUUUGGGAUGAAGCCUUGCCGGACACCGACACCCUUUUCACCGGCAAUACCAGCAAUUCGGCUUCUGACCUUUCUGCGGAGCUCUCUGUUCCGUACGAGGACAUUGUACAACUUGAAUGGCUUUCAACCUUCGUGGAGGAUUCCUUCUCUGGUGGAGGGAUGACUCUUAGCAAAGAUAAUUCAUCUGUCAACAAAGACAAUCCCUGCAACCAAUUUCAAACCUCCAGCCCUGUUUCUGUGCUUGAAAGUAGCAGCAGCAGCAGCAGCUCCUCCUGCUCAGGGGGGAAAGCUAUACCGCUUAGCCCCAACCACCGUGGACCACAACGUGCUCGUAGUAAACGUCCGCGCCCGGCAACCUUUAACCCCCGCCCGGCUAUUCAACUUAUCUCUCCGCCGGCCUCCUUCAGCGAGACUCCUCAUUUGUUUCUUGCUCCUGGAGUUUCUUCAGAAUCGGAGAAUUUUGCGGAGUCUGAAUUUGUGAGGAAGUUCCCCAAGCCUGCUGGAGGAGAGCAUAAGAAGAAAAAGAAAAUCAAAUUGACUGUUCCUCUGGGCCCGAUGGAGAUAAAUCAGAAUUCAGCAUCACAAGCUGUGAGGAAAUGCAUGCACUGUGAGAUAACAAAGACUCCUCAGUGGAGGGCUGGGCCUAUGGGGCCAAAAACGCUCUGUAAUGCAUGUGGUGUUCGCUACAAAUCCGGCCGUCUCUUUCCAGAAUAUCGCCCUGCAGCAAGUCCCACAUUUGUGCCGUCCCUGCAUUCAAAUUCUCACAAGAAGGUUCUUGAGAUGAGGGUCAAGGUUGUUGAGGAAAACACUACAGUGGGGACUGCAGCAAAAGCCUCAGCUGCCGGAAGAGAGCUAGUUCCAGAGAGUAAACCCUCGCUAGAAUACAUUUGAGAUUAGGAGCAGAGAAUGGCUUCCUUGGAAGUCAUUUUUCUUCUCUGCCUCUUUUCAUUUAGUCCUCUUGCUGUUCUCUUACUGUAUUUCCAUUUCUUCGUUCGUUGGUUCUUUGUACAGAGAUGUAAUGGGGGAGGGAUAGGAGCAUAGGUGACCAUAUUUAGCUAUUAGGGAGAAGGAAUGAUAUGAGAAGGUACUAAAAAACUGAUAAAAGAGAUAAUGGGGAGUUUUAGGGCUAGGGCUCAGCUUUAGCGAUGUUGUUUAGGUCCUUUAAAGUUAAUAGGUAUUUGGGGUCAGUGUUCUCUUUCUGCUCUUUUUGGGUCAGUGUUCUCUUCCCAGCCUUAAUGGGAAUUCUUUUUGCAGUUCAUGUGCUUGUAGGAAACUCUGAAAAUGAGACUGCUUUUAAAUUAGAGUCUUUAGUUAUUUUACUCUUUCUUAGAAGUCUA
Coffea eugenioides is the source of this 1965-nucleotide messenger RNA. Its product is annotated as GATA transcription factor 8-like. Lineage: Eukaryota; Viridiplantae; Streptophyta; Magnoliopsida; Gentianales; Rubiaceae. Bases 494 to 1519 code for a protein of 341 amino acids. The transcript is spliced from 3 exons. Gene Ontology annotation, molecular function: zinc ion binding; sequence-specific DNA binding. Gene Ontology annotation, biological process: positive regulation of DNA-templated transcription. Gene Ontology annotation, cellular component: nucleus. The record is from RefSeq and is a predicted model, not a curated record.